Messenger RNA from Saprolegnia parasitica CBS 223.65, 795 nucleotides. RefSeq lists its product as hypothetical. Gene Ontology annotation, biological process: monoatomic anion transmembrane transport. The transcript has 2 exons. Lineage: Eukaryota; Oomycota; Saprolegniomycetes; Saprolegniales; Saprolegniaceae. The record is from RefSeq and is a predicted model, not a curated record. The coding region runs from base 1 to 795 and encodes 264 amino acids. Gene Ontology annotation, cellular component: mitochondrial outer membrane. Gene Ontology annotation, molecular function: voltage-gated monoatomic anion channel activity.
AUGGCGGCGCCGUUGUACAAGGACAUUAGCAAGAAGGCCGAGAACGUCCUCGGCGACGACUACGACUACAGCCGCAAGCUCAAGAUCAAGACCAAGACGGCCAACGGCGUGACCUUCACGACCGAAGGCGCCAUGGCCGCCAACAAGUCGAUCCUUGCCAAGGUCGGCGCCAACUUCCGCGUGCCCCAGGUCGGCGGCUUGACGAUCAGCAAGCUCCAGGCCACGACGGCCGGCCGCGUCCUUGUCGAGGGUGACAUUGCCAACGCGAUUGUCGACAACCUCAAGGUCUCGUUCAAGCUCGAGGACGGCUCGCGCAAGACGAACGCCAAGCAGGUUGGCAAGCUCGGCCUCGAGUACAAGCAGGCCGCCUUCACGACCAACGUCGAGGCCGACAUUACGGGCAAGAACGUGACGGGCGCGGCCAAGUCGGCGGUCUCGGACUUUGGCGGUGCCCUCGCCUUUAGCGGCGCGGACUACCAGGUGUCGGUUGCCUCGAAGAAGAGCUUGAAGACGGUCGCGGCCAACUUCUACCACAAGCCCUGCUCGUCGACGAUCUACGCGGCGUCGAUCAACUACGAUGUCCAGACGGCGGCCAACGCGGUCACGCUCGGUGGUCGCUACACGGCCAACGCCGAGACGACGUACGCCGGCAAGAUCAACUCGGACGGCUUUGUUUCGCUCGCGUGCAUCCAGAAGGUCACGCCGUUCCUCUCGUUGACGACGUCGGCCCACAUUGACGCCAAGCACUUUGAAGGCGACGCCCACAAGUUUGGCCUUGGCUUGACCAUCGGCUAA